GAUUCAUCAUGGAGUAUGGGUCAAGAGAACUUUGAGCAUGUCAGACACUUUCUGUACAGCUUGAUACAAUCUCUGCACCAGGUCGGAGGAGAAAGGUUUAAAUUUGCCCUUGUACAGUACAAUAGCAGGCCCCACACUGAGUUCCAGCUCAACAGCUACAAAACUGCACAGGGAGUCCUGGCACACAUCAAGGCUAUGUCUUACCGUGGUGGGGGCACGCGGACUGGCCUGGGUUUGGAUUUUCUGAUACAUACACAUUUGACCGCUGCUUCGGGCAGCCGUGCUGCUGACGGAGUCGCCCAGGUGGUGGUGGUGCUAACAGACGGCCGCUCGCAGGAUGAUGUUGCCGAGCCAGCUCAAGUGCUGCGGAUGGCAGGCGUGGAGAUGUUUGCAGUUGGAGUUCAGGAUGCAGUGGACUGGGAGCUCAGGGAGAUGGCUAGCCAGCCUCAAAGCACUCACGUUUUCAGUGUAGACACUUUCCCAGCCUUACAGAGUAUAAUUCAAGAUUUAGUUGUGGGACUUUGUGAUGCAGUGACCCAGUCAGGGGGGUUUCCUGUGGCAAAUGAGGCCCCUGUGGCUGGAGGAGGGACAGCACAAGACACAGCUGACCUAGUACUGUUAAUUGAUGGAUCACAGAACGUUGGAGCAGCAAACUUCCCGUAUGUGCGUGAAUUGGUUUUGAGAAUCAUUGAGCGCCUUGAUGUGGGCAGGGACACUGUUCGGGUGGCCUUGGUCCUGUACAACAGCAGCCCAGAUAUAAAGUUCUAUCUAAAUAGCUUUUACAGCAAAUCAUCAGUCCUGGAUGCUGUGAAAGGCCUCACCUACACAGGGGGCGAUGAGUCUAACCUGGGGGCUGCCUUGGAGGAAGUGGCCGAGAGACUUUUAAGUGAAACAUCUGGGAGCAGGGCUGACGAGGGUGUGCCCCAGAUGUUGGUGGUUAUCACUGCCGGGCCAUCCACUGAUGAUACUGGUGCUGGUGACCGAGCUCUUAAGAGGGCCAGUGUUAUCACAUUCGGCAUGGCGAUUGGCGAUACUGCCACUGCAGAUCUGGAAACAAUUGCUACAGAUAGAAGUUUUGUCCAGUCAGCAUCUGAUGUCAGAGAACUUACAAACAUUGGUGACCGACUGCUCCCACUCAUUAACGGGGUGAUCCAGCGCACUAUUAUAGUUCAGAAUGAGUUCACAGAAGUUAUUCAGUCGAAAACAGUUGGAAAUCGAGACAUCAUUUUCCUUAUUGACGGUACAAUGGGAACAGCAUACAUUAACUCUGUGCGGGCUUUCAUCAGAGAGUUUGUGGAAAGCAUGCCAAUCGGUCCAGAUCAAGUUCAAGUGGGUAUUGCACAGUUUUCUGCUUCCCCGAAAGCUGAGAUGGAUCUCAACACCCAUGGGAGCAAGGAGAAUAUCAUUUCUGCUUUGGGAACUAUCAGACCAAGACCAGGACAGGUGGUCAACAUUGGAGCAGCCUUGAACUUUGUCCGGGAAAGAAUGUUGCAGCCAGAGAAGGGCAGCCGUAUUCAGCAGGGUGUACUCCAGCUUGUAGUGUUGUUAACCAGCAAAAGAUCCAGUGAUAGCGUGGAAGAACCUGCGAAUGCCCUGAGGGAACUAGGUGUGUUGACCCUGGCUGCAGGCGCCAGGGCAGCUAAUGAGCAGGAGCUGAAGCAAAUCGCCCUUGGUGACGAUGCUGUGUUCUACGAGAAGGAUUUGCGAACACUGAUUCGAAAGAACAAAGAGAAAAUGAUAAGUGCUCUUUCUACUUUAGCUGGAGGAGUACCCACCACAACAGUGACGGAGGAAACCAUAGUGGAGACCACAAAAAUGGUCAGAGACAUUGUCUUUCUUGUGGAUGGCUCAAACUAUGUUGGCAGCAGUAAUUUGCCCUAUGUGAGAGACUUCAUGAUCAAUACGAUCAACCAACUUGAUGUAAGUCCCGACAGGGUCCAGAUUGGUCUCCUGCAGUUUGCUGACCGUCCAAAAAUAGAAUUUUACCUGACCAACUACAGGACCAAGGAAGAGGUUGUAGAAAAAAUCUCUCAACUCAGGCUGACUGGAGGCUCAGCUUUGAAUACAGGAGCUGCCAUGAAUUAUACCCUGGACAACAUGUUUCACUCAUCAAGGGGGUCACGCAGAAGGCAAGGAGUCCAGCAGGUGUUGGUUCUGAUCACAGGUGGUCCACCUCAAGAUGAGGUUAAAUCUGUGGCUGAUAAGUUGGCUCUGGCUGGUGUUUUGACUUUCACAGUCAGUUCUGGACAAGCAAAUGAGGCCCUACUGCAGGAUGUUGCCUUUGUUCCAGAUUUGGCUUUCCAUGCAUCAAGCUUCUCUGGUUUACCAGGCCUUGCUGAACAAAUCAUGCCAGGGUUGGUAACAGUGGUUGGUAAUACCGACGUGACAGUAUUCCAAGAGGAAACUGUUGUUGGAGCUGAAAGAGAUGUUGCUUUCCUCAUUGAUGGCACAGAUAGAGUUCGAGCAGAUUUUGCCUACAUAAAGGAUUUUAUCAUUAAAGUAAUUGAACCACUUGACAUUGGAGAUGACAAGGUACGAAUUUCAGUGGUUCAACACAGUGAAAGGCCAGCUGCAAGUUUUUUCCUUAACACUUAUAAAACCAAAGAUGAAGUGAUAAGAGCUGUCCAAGGACUCAGAGUGAAUGGUGGACGUAGUUUAAACACAGGAUCUGCUCUGAGAUUCAUGAAAGACACCAUCCUGUCUGGCAGUAAUGGUGGUCGUGCUUCACAAAAUGUCCCUCAGUUUCUGAUUGUUUUGACUGGAGACCGAUCUACGGAUAAUGUAAAGGAACCCGCUGGAGCACUGAAGACAGAUGGAGUUGUACCGUUUGGUGUUGGUGUCAAGGAUGCAGACCCAAAGCAGAUUGAGGCCAUCUCGCACAACCCUUCUUUUGCCUUCAACGUUAAGGAAUUCAGUGAGCUCAGCACCAUACCGCAAAGACUCAAUAAUUAUGUGAGCCUACCAAGGGAAGAGUUAGAGGUCGUCCUACAGCAUGCUGCAUCGCAGGGCCCCAAGAAGGAUGUCGUGUUCCUCGUUGAUGGAUCUGAUGGCGUUGGAAGGGAAUUUCCAAUCAUCCAGGAGUUUAUCCGCAGGGUUGUUGAGAGUCUCAAUGUGGGCGAAAAUAAAAUCCGUGUUGGUGUGGUCCAGUAUGGUGACACUGCUCAGGCUGAUAUGUAUUUAAACACACAUACAACCAAAGAAGGUGUUUUGAAUGGCAUCAAGGGAAUGAGAAAGCUAGGUGGAAGACAACGUAACCUGGGUCAGGCCUUACAGUUUCUCAAUCAGGAUAUUCUGACAGCAGCACAGGGUAGCAGAAAGCAGGAUGGUGUUCCACAGUUUGUGAUUGUUGUGUCCAGUGGCCCUUCUACAGAUGACGUCCGUCGUGCAGCUUCUUCUCUUAAACAAUCUAGAGUUCUUCCAUUCAGCAUUGGGACCAGGGAUGUGAACCCCACAGAGCUGAGGGUGGUGUCAUAUGUGUCCAAUUACGCCUACGUAAUAGAUGACCUCCCUGGCCUGUACACAGUUCAAGAAGAAUUAAUCAACAAACUCACUGAGCUGUCAGAUGAUGACAUCAACAGGUUGCGUCCAGAGUUCCCAGCUUAUGAAGCACCAGAACCAUCUGUACCCACAGGAGGAGAAAAAAGGGAUGUUGUAUUUCUUAUUGAUGGCACAACAGCAGUGCGUAGUGAAUUCCCUUCCAUCCGUGAUAUGAUAGGAAGAGUAGUGGAGAAGCUGGAUGUAGGACUUGAUAAGGUCCGAGUUUCAGUGGUGCAGUACAGCGAUGAUCCAAAGAUAGAAUUUCCACUGAAUGCACACUCAACAAAAACUGAAGUGCUCCAGGCCUUGUCGAGACUUCGAAACAAAGGUGGGAAUAAUCUAAACACAGGACGCGCUCUUGAGUUUGUUGCCAGAAGAAUCUACCAGAGGUCAGGAGGAAGCCGUCUUGAGGAAGGUGUGCCUCAAUUCCUCAUUCUAGUUACGGCUGGCAAAUCUACUGAUGAUGUAUCCAGCUCAGCCAAUGAACUCAAGAGAAGCCGGAUAGCACCUCUGGCCAUUGGUUCAAGAAAUGCAGACCAAAAUGAACUGAGACAGAUUUCCAUGAAGCCAGAACUUGUGUAUACAGUUGACAGCUUGAGAGACUUUUCAAGGGUGGAAAAACAGCUUAUUGAUUCAGUCAAAAAAAUAUCCGCCGAUGAGAUCAAUGAAACUUAUACUCGUGUCCCAGAAGUCAUUCUAGAUCUUGGGAAAAAGGACAUUAUUUUCCUAAUUGAUGGCUCAGAUAAUACAGAUUCCGAAGGGAUUGCUCACAUCCGUGACUUCAUUCUCAAAAUCGUUGAACAACUUGAUGUGCAGCCUAAUAAAAUUCGUGUAGCUCUUGUCCAGUAUGCAGACAAAAUUAAAACAGAAUUUUCCCUCAGUUCACACAACAACAAGGCAGCUGUUGUCUCUGCUAUCAGAAGACUCCGUCAGAUGGGUGGACGAUCGUCAGACCUGGCUGAUGCUAUUGAUCACGUUCUGCGUGUUGAGUUGACCUCCUUUUCUGGUGCUCGACCAACUGAGGCCUCCCAGCAUCUUGUGGUUCUCACAGGUGGACGUUCACCCCAAGAUGUUUCCCUCUAUGGAACUUUGCUCAAGAACUCCCGAGUUAACUGCAUUGGAAUUGGUGCUGAUCGUGCUGACAAAAGCCAGCUGAUGAGUAUUUCCAAGACCCAAGAUGAUGUCAUUCAGGUUUCGAGGUUCUCAAACCUGCCAACAAUAAAAGAGAAGUUUAUUAACAGGUUGAGAGAGGUCAUCGAUACACCACAAGUUGACACUCCAACACCAGGACUGCCUCCAUCUAAAAAGGCUGAUAUAGUGUUUUUGGUGGAUGGCUCCAUUAAUGUGGGCAGAGAGAAUUUCAAAGAAAUCAUGAUUUUUAUCAACAACCUACUUGAUAUGUUCUUCACCGAGAGAGAUGACCUGCAGAUUGGCUUGGCACAUUAUGCUGAAGAUGUGAAUGAUGGCUUUUACCUCAACACAUACAGUAACAGGGAUGACAUCCUAAAUGCUAUUGGUCAAAUAGAAUACAAAGGUGGACGCAGACUGAACACUGGUGCAGCCCUUCGCACUAUUCAAGAUGUUUACUUUUCUAAAGAAAGAGGCAGCAGGGCUGAUGAGGGCACUCCUCAAAUUCUUAUAACUGUCACUGGAGGAAACUCAGCUGAUGACAGUAAAUCAGCAGUGCUUGGCUUGAAGAAUAAAGGUGUGAGAGUCUUUGCAGUGGGAUUGGGCAACAUUCAGAAUGAGUUGGAAAACCUGGCAAGUGAACCUUCCAUGGUGGCUCGAGCAAGUGCCGUUGUGGAACUCUCAGAACUCAAUGAAGAAAUCCUGGGAACUCUGGAUGAUGAAGUAAAAGGGAAGCUAUGUGUCGGUGCGAAAGAACCUCCUAAAACUUCCAAUAUAGAAGUGUUGGUCGGUUUUGAUGUGUCCGCCCAGAAUAUUUUCAGUGCUCAGACCAACCUCCAGAGCAAGAUGGAGGCUAUUUUGCAGAGGAUUUCCAAAAUGGCAUCCAUCAGCUGCUCAGCUGGGCAGAUUCCAUCUGUACAAGUGGGCAUGCUGGCCAUGGAUUCUGCUUCUGAGCCAGUCCAGCUGGACUUCACGGAAAAUCCAGAUGAGUUAUUUGAGGCUUUCAGAGCCUUGCGGAGUCGUGGCCCCUUUGUUCUCAAUGGCAAGACCAUAUCAGCUUACACCAACAGAUUCAAAAUCAGACAGGACGACACUGUCAAGGUUGUUAUUCAUCUGACUGAUGGUAUUGAUGCUCCAUAUGCUGAAAUGAAAAGGCGAGUUGAGGAGCUUCGGCUGUCAGGAGUGAACAGUUUCAUUCUGGUUGGGUUGGAGGGGGCAUCUGAUUUUGAGGAGGCGUCGCUAUUAGAAUUUGGUCGUGGCUUCAGGUACACAAGACCCUUAAGACUGAAUAUCAUGGACCUGGACUAUGAGCUUCAAGAAGAACUGGACAAUGUUGCAGAAAGAGAGAUCUGUGGAGUGCCAUGCAAAUGUACUGGGAACAGAGGAGACAGAGGAGGAGUUGGACAGGCAGGAUCCAAGGGUGGUCCAGGAUUACCAGGAAGUCAAGGGCAUCCUGGAGAUGAAGGUGGACCUGGAGAACGGGGUCCUCCUGGUGUGAAUGGAACUCAGGGUUUCCAAGGAUGCCCUGGCCAGAGAGGUGUCAAGGGGUCUCGUGGAUACUCAGGAGAAAAGGGUGAAGCUGGAGAACUUGGUCUAGAUGGCAUCAAUGGAGAAGAGGGCAAAAGUGGUGUGGCUGGGCCCCCUGGAGAAAGAGGGAACCCUGGCAGAAGAGGUCCCAAAGGUGCCAAAGGACAAGCAGGAGACAUAGGACAACAGGGAAUCAGAGGAGACCCCGGAACAACUGGCCAAGAUAAUAACCAGGCAGGACCCAAAGGAGACCCUGGUGAUGCUGGAGCAGCGGGAGAGCCUGGUCAGGAUGGAAGGAGGGGAGGCCCUGGUGAACCUGGAAGAAGGGGACCUAAUGGCAGAAGAGGUUCACUUGGACCAGCUGGAAAUGUUGGAGGCCCCGGAGCUCCUGGUGUGCAGGGAGAGUCUGGUAUUGAUGGACCAAGGGGUCCGCCUGGACCAAAUGGUGCACCAGGAGCAAGAGGAGAAGAUGGAAAUCCUGGACCUAGAGGUCCUGGAGGUACUCCAGGUCCUAGUGGAGAAAAAGGUAGAAGAGGACCUCUUGGUCGCAAGGGAGAGCCAGGAGAACCAGGACCUAAAGGUGAUGUUGGACCAUCUGGCCCCAUUGGAGAGCCUGGUGAAGACGGUAGAGAUGGUUUUGGUGUUCAAGGGCCUAAAGGAAGAAAGGGAGAUGAAGGAUUCCCAGGAUUCCCAGGUCCCAAGGGAGCAGCUGGAGAGCCUGGCACCCCGGGUGGACCUGGAUCCAGAGGAAAUCGUGGACAGAGGGGAGUCUCUGGGAAUAUUGGUACACCGGGACAAAAGGGAGAAGUUGGAUAUCCUGGGCCAUAUGGCAUCAAAGGACCACGAGGACGAGGGGCUGUGCAAUGUGAACUUGUCACAAAGAUCAGAGACAACUGUCCUUGCUGCUUUGGUAAGCAGGAAUGCCCGCUCUACCCCACUGAGCUGGCUUUUGCCCUCGACAUCUCACAAGGUCUUGGCCGUCCAGUCUUCAACAACAUGCGUGACACAGUCCUAAACAUAGUCAGAAAAAUUACAAUCGCUGAAAGUAACUGUCCAAGAGGAGCUCGUGUUGCGUUGACCCUGUAUAACAACGAAGUCACCACUGAGGUCCGGUUUGCUGAUGCCAUGAAGAAACGUGCCCUGGUGGAACGCAUCGAAGGACUUCAGAUCCCACAGACAAGAAAGCCUCGCAGCUUGGAAACAGCCAUGAACUUUGUGGCCCAGAACACGUUCAAAAGGACACGCAGUGGCUUCCUCAUGAGGAAGGUGGCCAUCUUCUUUGUAGGUGAUCAAGUUGGUCGGUCACAAGCAAUUACAAGUGCAGCCCUCCGCCUUCACAAUGCUGGAAUUGCCACUUUGCUGCUGGUCAGACAGGAGGACAGAGCACUCUCCAGAGCGGUCCAGGCCAACAACACAGCACUGGCCCAGGUCAUUGUCCUUCCCAACGCUAAUAGUCCACAGUACAAUUCAGUCAUCCAAAAGGUUAUGAACUGCCAUGUCUGCCUUGAUUUCUGCUCUCCAGACCAAAUCUGUGACUACAUUCCCCCAACGGCUGGCCGAGAUAGGAGAUCCUUUACCUCAGAUGUUGACAUUGACAUUGCUUUUGUCAUGGACAGCUCUAAGUCUACCUACCCAUCUUUCUUUGCUGAGAUUAAACACUACAUAGCUUACAUGGUAGAGCAUCUUCAUGUGUCUUCGAAUCCCACAUCAUCUGUUAACCAUGCCAGAGUGUCUGUGAUUCAGCAAGCACCUUAUGAGUUCCUGAAUAACAAAUCUGGGUCCCCCAUUCAUAUUGACAUCGGCUUGACUGAACACACCUCAGCACGAGAUAUCAUCAAAUUCCUGGUAGAAAAGACACCCCAGCUGGAAGGUGGCUGGGCACUCCCAGAGGCAAUUGAAAGGACGGUGGAUCAAGUGUUUGAGAAGGCACCUGUACAACGUGACAAGAAGGUACUCAUACUGUUUGUGACAGGAAGUGUGGAACAAGACCAGGUGCAGCUGAUACGCAUUGCCACUGAGGUCAAGUGCAGAGGCUACUUCCUCGUCAUCUUUGGUGUAGGUGAAACACUGAGUGCUAAGGAUACAAGUGUCUUGUCAAACAUGGCCAGUGAACCUUCAGAUGUCUUCUUCAAGCAGCUGAAGAGUAGCUCAGACUUUUAUGACAGACAUAUCCAGACCUUUGGCCAGCUACUGCCCAAGUAUAUCAGCAUUGAAAAUGCUUUCUACAUGUCCCCUGAAGUCUCCAAAAACUGCAAGUGGUUUCAGAAUGACCAGCCACUAAAAAACCCCUUCACACCAUCACAGGAAGUGGAGAAACAUCAAAAACAUCAUGAAAAUCACCAAGCAGUUCAUGAAAGAAAGCACAAGGAUGCAGAGGAGCUGCACGUCUCUAAUGUCACCUCUAGCAGCUUGAAAUUGCAUUGGAGCAGGCCAGAUGCCAAGCUCUUUGUUUACUUUGAGGUUGUUGUGAUGAGGCUCCAUGACCAUGCACUGGUGCUAAAGACCAAUGUGUCGGGUACAGAGCUUGCUGUGGACUACUUGGAAAGUGCUCAAACGUAUCAUGCUGUAGUCACAGCCUACACGGCAGAGGGCCGAAUUGUCUCUACUCUCAAAGGCGUCAUUACUACAAAAGCAGCUGAGCAUAAGCCUGCCAGCCACAACACAAGUACUCCAAAUACUGCACCCCUGGACAAACCAGAAACUGUUAAUGAAUUGGCAGGCCCAUGCUCGCUUGACUAUGACCCUGGAAUGCCCUGCAAAGACUAUGAGGCUAAGUGGUUCUUUGACAGAAAGAACGGGUUCUGUGCACAGUUCUGGUAUGGAGGUUGUGGAGGGAAUGAAAAUAGGUUCGACAGUGAGGCUCUCUGCUUGAAAAACUGCAUGGGGUCAGUGGCAGAGCCUCAGCCAAAGGUGAAGCAAGUUGAACAGGUGGAGGUCCUCCCAGAUCCUGCUGCUUCUACAGGCGUGGACAUUUGCCAGCUUCCCCAAGAGGAAGGUACUUGUGCCAAAUUUGUUCUCAAGUGGCAUUACGAUGCUGCCAGCAAGAGCUGCAUGCGCUUCUGGUACGGUGGCUGCGGUGGAAACCAGAAUCGCUUCGACACUUAUGAGCAGUGUGUGAAGGCUUGUGGAAAAACAGCACCAGUGAACCAAAGAGUCAUUGCUACAAUAAAAACAUAGGACGAAAGUGACAGACAUGGCCAGCUCUUACCUCCAUUUAAGGGAUUCUGAGGAGAACCAUCCAAAAUGGCCAUAAAGCAAUGGUGGCUGCACUGGAUUCCACAAACAUGGACUUUAUCCCCCAAACUCUUGAAGUAGUCUUUUUCACAACAAGAAGGAAGCAACAAAAUUUGCUGCAUGAUUUGUUUUAACCUACUGGUGCUACAUGAUAUUUUUGUUUUACAGAAGGAGUUAUUAAGUGCAUUCGGUUUUGUAAAAUUAAGUUCUCUCGAACGAUCACAGUUUUCAUAUUUUUUAAAAUGCAGUUUUAUGAUUAAACAAGAAACAUGUAUGAAUAUCUUGGACAAAGAUUAGCAAUGACUCAGUACAUGAAGGAUUUUAAAGCAGUAAUCUUUUUUAUAUUGUGGUUAAGUCUUCUUUUUACAUUCCAGAUUCACAUAGCAACAUUGGUUUUUUUUUUAAACUCACUUCAUCCCUGUGGAUUAUUUCACUAUUUCACUGUCACCAAAUCCACAGCAAUGUUUACACGAGUCUAGUGUGGCAGCGUGUGUGUAUGUAAAGACAGCGACCAACUGCUGGGAUGCCAACAUUAAUGUAAUGUUUAGUGCACUUCUGGAUCCGUUGCCUCAAACACAAGAUUUCCAGCUAUUGAGAAACAGAAUGUACUUUUCAAGCUGUUUUUAUUUUUUGUUUCAUUUUGGAUUUACAGAAAGUUUUGUUCCAUGUGGGAAACGGCGAAAUAAAAAUGAAUUAGACUUUCUAAUAAACAUGAGCAACUGA
This is a messenger RNA of Oreochromis aureus, 10149 nucleotides long. RefSeq names its product collagen alpha-3(VI) chain-like. The record is from RefSeq and is a predicted model, not a curated record. Gene Ontology annotation, molecular function: protein binding; serine-type endopeptidase inhibitor activity. Bases 16 to 9369 code for a protein of 3117 amino acids. NCBI's taxonomy places the organism in Eukaryota, Metazoa, Chordata, Actinopteri, Cichliformes, Cichlidae. The transcript is spliced from 44 exons.